This is a messenger RNA of Amoebophrya sp. A25, 1379 nucleotides long. The record is from the annotation of a GenBank genome assembly. NCBI's taxonomy places the organism in Eukaryota, Dinophyceae, Syndiniales, Amoebophryaceae.
GAAAAAUAUUGUUUUCUGCCAACACCAAUUGCAAAAAGAAUACAAUAGGAAGAUGAAAAAUUUUUAUACUUGAAAGAUGCAAUAACAAAUGUAGCGCCUGUUCGGACGGAUUCCCAAGACGUGAACGACGCAGACCUAUCGUUAUCGACGCAGCCAGAGUACCUGAAUUUUAUCGCGGGAGAGCGAAAUCACAUUACCCUGAGAACAAAAAGCGCAACCACCAGCGCAGUCAUUAAGCGAGAUCCUUUCCCGACGUUUCGUCGACGCUAAUCACGAAGAGGGACGACGUCUUUCGCAUGCUAAAUGGAUGGUGCAGUCUCAUUACCUAAUUCUCGGUGUGCCGCGCACAGCCACCCAAGAGGUCGUUAAGAAAGCCUAUCGCGAGCUCGCGAAGAAAUACCAUCCAGACCGAAAUGCUGGAAAAGCAGCGACCAUGUUUCAGAAAGUGCAAGAAGCUUACACCGUACUUGGCGACGAAGGAAAACGAAGAGACUACGACAGCAGUAUGGUACUAUGGCUAGUCUCUAUGCAUUAACGUUGAUGUUGUUCCCUGCUUCCAUAAGGGGUCUCAAACAACCGCGGUGACCUGCUUCCAUAAGCGGUCAGUAAUUGAUGUCACAAACAACUUUCAUUGUUAAGAAACAGUUGGCAAAUUGUAAGCGCCUCUUUUAUCUGGUUCUACAAGAUGCAUGUGAUAGUUAAAAAAAAUGUUGCACUGUCAGGGCGUCACGUCAUCAAGUUCGAGUAGUCGGAAUCGUGAUACCAACUCCGUCGAUCCGGAUGUCAACGAGAAAGUGAAUCCAAUGGCCGGAAGCUGGAUGGACCCACAAGCGCCACGAAACCGCAAUCCGAAUGUUGAGCUAGCGAAAAAGCUGCAGCAAAAGCGAGAGCACUAUGAGAGGCACGGUUCGGGUCGGUACGCAAAUCCACAUUCAGCGGGUGCCAACCCAGGCGCAUACGCAUUCGCAGAUGCCGAAAGCCUGCGAGAUCUGUCCUUUGCGCAGCAAGUGGAACGCCUUUGGACAUCGACAUUGGUGUGUCGACAAGUGCUCCUGAUGGUGCCAUUUUUCGUCAUACCAGUGGGUCUACUAGGUUUUGUAUUCUGUACUUGCAUAGACCAUAGCAUGACGGGGUUAGGCAAGAAGAAAACGAAAAAGGGGAAAAUAAUUUACGACGAAGAGGGCAAGGCAUACUGUCGCGAUGCGCAGGGCUCCUACCGGAAACUCCCUUCAGCGUUGGAUAUUACAGACUAGAGCGUGUCGUAUUGUAAAGAGUCAUCACGUCCUGGCUUGUUUUUUGGUUUUAUGAAAAGCUGAUGGAGUGGCCUUCAGUUUUCCCGCUGUCAUCGACUGUGCAGCAAACCCACUGCCUGUAGACCU